This is a messenger RNA of Aspergillus nidulans FGSC A4, 1572 nucleotides long. RefSeq lists its product as uncharacterized. The coding region runs from base 1 to 1572 and encodes 523 amino acids. Gene Ontology annotation, biological process: DNA repair. Lineage: Eukaryota; Fungi; Ascomycota; Eurotiomycetes; Eurotiales; Aspergillaceae. Gene Ontology annotation, cellular component: nucleus. Gene Ontology annotation, molecular function: phosphoric diester hydrolase activity. The transcript is spliced from 5 exons. The record is from RefSeq and is a predicted model, not a curated record.
AUGGAGUCAGAGGAUGAAGAUCUUAGAGCAGCAAUUGCCGCUUCCUUGGCAGACGCACCUCCUCCUGAGAGAGCCAUAAAUCAUGAAACGUCUGUGGUUGAUUUGACGGCAGACAGUGAUGACGACGUGAUACCAAUCUUUCCCAAGUCCAAGUCGGUCGUUGGCUCAGACACCAGUCGCGACGCAAGCAUUAUUGAGAAUGCGGAAGACGAUGAGGAUCUGAAAUUGGCUAUUGCAUUAUCUUUGCAGAGCCCUGCAGGACAAGGCGACUCGUCCACAUCGGAGCCUAACUCUAUCCCUCCACCAGAGAGGAAAGAGAAGGAGACAUCUGAGCCUAAAGCCACCGGACAUGCUUUCCCUGGCUUAGAUCGCAAGAAGAUGGAAGAGGAGCGCCUUGCACGUCUUGCAAAAAGGAAAGCCCAGUCUCCUGCCGCUGAGCAACGUGAGCUGAAGCAACCGCGUACGAGGUCUCAACCAGAUGCCAGCAGUGUACACACCCACACAGCAAUGCAGCCGGUGGCACCGACAUCUGUGUCCGGUGUUCAGUUUUCAGUCGGCACUGUCAAGAAGACAUUUGCUUCCGGCCAUCGCAGGUUGGAUGAUGAUAUCAAGAUCGAAGAAGUCUUGCAAAGCUCAGAUCUGGAGCUUGGAGUUUUAAGCUCGUUCAUGUGGGACAUAGAUUGGCUCUUCUCGAAGGUGAACAUGGAAAAGAGUCGAUUGCUACUGAUCAUGCAAGCCAAGGAUGAGGCUACUAGCGUCUUCCUGAUUGAUCUUCCUGAAAAAGAUGGCUCGACGUCUGAUUGCUCGACGAGUUUUUACAAGGACCUCGUCUACUUCCUCAAGGCUAGCACCUUGCAUGAGAACAUCAUUCGGAAGCUUGAGGACUUUGACUUUAGCAAGACUUCGCAAUUUGCAUUUGUGCAUACAAUUGGUGGCUCGCACUGGGAAGAUUCAUGGAAGGAAACCGGUUACUGCGGUCUAGGCCGCUCAUUAUCAUCUCUCGGAUUGCAAGCCAAUAAGCCAAUAAAUCUUGAUUUCGUGGUACGCUUCCAAAACCUUUAUACUCAGCAAACACUAACGGCACAGACAUCCUCUCUAGGCUCUAUAACCCCCGACUUCAUGAGAUGCAUAUACCUUGCUGCUCAAGGGGACUCCGGUCUCACAGAACUAAGCUUUCGCACAGCAAAAUCAUUUCCUGCCAAAUCUCUUGCUGACCCACGUUGCCUUCUCCCUGCUUCUGUAGCGGACGAAUGGAAAGAGAGGGUCCGCGUCUAUUUUCCGUCCGAGAACACUGUUCUCCAGUCUAAAGGAGGCCCAAAUUCCGCGGGGACAAUAUGCUUUCAAGAACGAUGGUUCGAGAACGGCAAGUUCCCCAAAAAUGUACUAAGAGACUGCGUCAGUGUGAGAGAGGGUCUCGUCAUGCACAAUAAGGUAUCUAUCUAUUGUACAGCUGAGAUGAGGGCAAUGCUAAUGGAUAAAGAUUCUGGGUCGAUUAGUCUACGACCGGACAAAAAAGCAGCCGAAGCUCAACUGUCGGAAUUGGGAAUGCGGCGUCGUGAUUCCAGUAGUUGA